Messenger RNA from Linum tenue, 459 nucleotides. The record is from the annotation of a GenBank genome assembly. Lineage: Eukaryota; Viridiplantae; Streptophyta; Magnoliopsida; Malpighiales; Linaceae.
GUCCAAUUUCUUGAGCUGCCAGUGCAUUUCUACCACAAAGAAGUUUUAUUUGCAAUUGGAAACUUAAUUGGUCGCACAGUGAAGUUGGAUUACCACACGGAAACGCUUCAACUAGGGAAAUUUGCCAGGAUUGAUAUUAAGUUAGAUCCGACAAAACCUCUUCCGACAAAGGUUUACCUUGACGGCAUUCGACAGCAGGUUCUAUACGAAAAUCUCCCUCAGAUUUGCUAUGAGUGUGGCAGAAUUGGACACCUCAAAGAACAUUGCCCGAAUCGGUCACCAUCCCAGGAGCUAGCUCUGGUUUUAGUUCCCGACAACGCAUCGCCGAGCUUGCCAGCGAAUCAAUCAUCGGAAACCCCUCCGGCUACGGUCCGUGGAUGCAAGUCACUCGAAAGUCAUGGAAGCCGAAUAAACCCAAAUCGGGUAACUACUCGAACUUUCCUCAUCAUUUGGUACUGA